AUGUCCUCAUCUAAAGCAACAGAGAAACAGCGGGAGUCUAAAUGCGUGCGAUGCCGACACCACGGGCUCAUCAUCGGGCUGAAGGGCCACAAGAACUCCUGUCCUUUCCAGGAGUGCAACUGCCCCCAGUGCUCCUUUGCAGCACAGCGGUUACGGAGCAGAUCCCUGAAGCGGAAACCGAAGACGCACUCCGUCGACACUGGUGUCGGCGCGGUGAAACAAGCCAAUGGGGGGACUCGUCAGUCGGCCACAUCUGGAUUAACAUGUGGGAACUCGGAGCGUGACACCCUCACCAUCGCCCGGUGGCACCCUGACCUCAGACCUGCCGCGGGAGGGGGGGACAGCUCGGGGGGAAGUUUGAAUGCCCCUCACUUCAGUGGAUUUGGCCAGGCUGCACCUCUGCCUGUUGUUCCCUUUCCAUUUCGGAUGUCAGGUCCUAGCAGCUGCACACUGGGUCCAAACCUCCUGGUCAACAUUCUGUGGCUGCCACCAGUGCCUGCUGGGGUUUACAACAACAGCGUCUUUGGACCCUCAGUGUUCUCCCACUUACAGCCAGAACUGCAGAGCGGUCAGCUGCCCAAUCCAAGAGCGCCUGCAGGAGGAGCUGACGCCAUGGCAGAAGUCGUAGUGGAGCUCGACUAAAUCACAGUGAGCGAGAUAUCUGACGGGUUACGUGACGAGAACUGAGCGUUUUUUUUUUUCAUGUAAGGUUUCCUGGUUUAGAUGGAGAGAAUUUCAAUCGCUUGUUCCACAAAGGAUGCAGUCUGUUUGGUCGUCCUGUUCAGACUGGCGGCCUGAAUGUUUCUGUACGCUGUUGGUUGUUAAUAAACUGAUGCAGGUUAAAGCUAAGGCUUGUUGUUAAAGGAGGCCAGCUGAUGAAAGCAACAAAUGUAAGGCUAUUUUGUAUUUCUAGUUUUCGAAUACAAAAAAUCCCUAGAAGUUUCAGGUUGAUUAUUUGCACUCAUUUGCAGUUUUUGUACUUCAAUAAAUCGGUUGUUAUUUUUCAUGGAGUGCAAUGUGCUACUAGUGUUCAGUGACACUGCGUUUGUUUACAAACGUACAAAGAAAAAUAAAACAUGAUUUCAUUCUUGUCUUU
This is a messenger RNA of Scatophagus argus, 1096 nucleotides long. Its product is annotated as doublesex- and mab-3-related transcription factor 1A-like. Gene Ontology annotation, cellular component: nucleus. Gene Ontology annotation, biological process: regulation of transcription by RNA polymerase II; sex differentiation. Gene Ontology annotation, molecular function: RNA polymerase II cis-regulatory region sequence-specific DNA binding; DNA-binding transcription factor activity, RNA polymerase II-specific. Lineage: Eukaryota; Metazoa; Chordata; Actinopteri; Scatophagidae. The transcript has 3 exons. The coding region runs from base 1 to 642 and encodes 213 amino acids. The record is from RefSeq and is a predicted model, not a curated record.